GGAAUAAUGUCGAGGUUUAAAUUGAUGAAGAAGAUUUUUUUGGAAGCUUUUCAAUGGACAGCAUUUGCAACGCCAAUUUUUAUUAAUGGGCAAAGAUUAGCUGCGAAAGAGUGUACUCCAGAACUUGGGUGCGAUAACACGGAAUAUUGGUUACUUAUAGCUGGAAUUAUUGCUUAUGUCACAGGAAUAACGCUUGUUCUGUGGCUUCCCGUUAAAAUUUUUAUUGUCUGGAAAAAAGUCUUCCGGCCAUAUGAGGAUUUAUGGUUUCCGGGAAACCUUUUAUAUAUUCUAUUUUCUGCAAUACCAUGUGUAGUUUUUGUUCUGAUUGCUCAUGAGAAUUGUGGGAAUAAUGCUGGCGAAGAUUGUUUCGAUUAUUUCAGAGGAGCUCCCAUCGAGACUUUUGUGAUUAUGAUGGUGGUUACAGAUUGGUCGGAAAAAUUUCGUUACAUUAGAUUAAGAGCUUCUGAUGACACAAUGCGAAAAAGCAAAUAUACUUCAGCAACAGCUUGGAAUAAUCGAACAGGAACUAGAUCCGAUGAUGCACUAGGGAUAGGUAGUGGAGACCAAUAUGCAUCCAGUCGGCGCAGCUCUAUUUCACACAGUACUCUGUUGCAUCCAAGUGUGAGAAAUAGAAACAGAUUUGCAAAAAGUUUCAAGUGGAUAGAUGCAAGACCUGAGAACCUCCUUCGUGACCUCAUGCUUGCAUAUGACGCGCGACUGUUGCUGGAUAUGUCUCUGGUAAAAUUUUCAUCUGAAACAUCCCAUGAUGUUUUUGAGACAGGCUGGGUAUAUCCAAUUUACAUAGUUGCUACUAUAGGACUUCUUCCACUUGUAUUGACGCCAAAUUCGGACAUGAGGCCGUCUUUCACAGUUUUGCUACAAGAUAUUCCUUUCUUUAUACUUCGUGUGUCACUUUUUGGAUACUUUGGGUCGGAGUUGGUUUUAAACUCAAGCGUUCUAUUUUUGCUGAAAAACUUUUUUGUAGCUUUUGCUUUCGUGUACUUUAACGUUGUACUGCCAUGGCGAAACGGGAAGAAACAAAGACAUGAGUACAAUAUGGAUACGAUUGGUGGUGAUCAAAGUACAAACAAUCGCACAGUACGUCGAACUACUUCGGAUCCUGAAGUUCAAACCACAACAUUUGGGGCUGAGGAACACGACGAACGAUCAGCAUAUCCGCUGCCUGGAUAUUCUAAUCCAGGUUAUACGUCACAAUAUGGACGAGGAUCAUCUCACGUGCGACGGCAAUAUUCCUCUCGGAGUCCAACACAUCCACAGAAUAUUGUACAACGACAACAGUCUACUAGAAGUCAAAUUCAGCCAGAUGUGCACAUGCAAGACACACGGUACGUUAAUGCUUCUCAAUUUGAAAACGACUCAGCGCAGUAUGCGACACUUCACACUGCAGAAUACCACGAACCCCAAACAGCCCACGUUGAGAAUUUUCACCAUGUUGCACACGAAGCGUACGUUGCAGAAGCAACAGUUCCAGAAUUUCAAGAGUUUCCGGAAGACUUGUCAGAACCUGAACAAUCUCCACCUCAGAGCAACGAAUCUAUUCCGAAAGUUAUUGACUACGACACGCUGCAUAAUCCUCAAAGUUUCUUAUAUAAUCAAGAUGCAAACAGAAGACCAGAAAUUCACGAAAUAAACUUUGAAGAUCCUGCCCCGAAAGCAGAGGAAACACCACGAGGAGAAAAUGCUGCGCCAGACCCACACCCACCUACCACGAGUCCCCCCAAAACAGAGGAUAUACUCCGAGAAAGCGAACAGGUAACCACUGGAAAAAACAAUGAAACUAACGUACCACCUCAGCAGCAAGAACCAACGUACUCUCAGGUUGAUUACUCCAGAAAGUCUAGAAGGAAAGCUCCUCCUCCCCCAACAAAACCAAAUACUGGGAAUAAAUCUAGAAACGCACCGCGGCCACAGCACUUUCCUCCACCUCCACCUGAGAUGCUUAUCAAUGGAGAAAAACCAAUAUCCAACGGAGUUAUCAGUCGAUCUUCCAGUAAAAAAUACGAGCAAAACAAAUCCAUGUCACCAGACGUUGCCCAUAUGCUGGCAAUGGAAGCUGUGAACGCUGUCGAUGAAGCUGUUAAUUAUGGAUCCAGAAUAGGAGAAGACUGGAGCGGUAGCACAACCCCGAAAAGUACUUAUAGUAUGCGCCAUCGUUCGACGAUGAGCACUGCGAAGCCCAAUGAUGAAGACUAUGAUAUACGAUUGUAAGGAUUAUGUGGGAAAUACGUUUGCUGAAUGUGAAUUAUAUAUGCAUAGAACGUUUUCACUUAAUGCAUGGCUUGAAAUAACUCGGGAGCAUAAUAUUUAUGCCAAGCUUAUACUGGCCAUUAUGCCAAACUAAGAUACUUGCUAUCGGAUGAUUGGCAAAGGGGGAAGAAUUGGAUCGAAAAAAAACGCGAAGAAUUGUUGGAGAACACCAGCAGGCUUACGUAACGAUAAACAUUAGCAAUAUACUAAUAAAAUAUACAAAACGUAAUAUAUCUAUAAAAAGAUCCGAAUAGAGACUGUUUAGACUUCCGCAAUAAGUGGUAGCGUUUUUCCACCUCUCAUGCACCCCGCCAAAAACGGGGAGAGCCAUGUUAUGCAACCAUGAAAAAUUAUUUUUCAAAUGAUAAUUGAGAUGCUCGUUCUGUAUUGUAAAGUAUUUUUAUGAUUUUACACUUGAUUUCCUAUAUAUGAAUUCCACGUGCAAUAACAAUUUCUAACUAAUAUUCGUUCAAUUGUUUUUGCAGAAAGCAACGUAAAUUCGAUGUUACCGACAGAAGCCGAUGUAGAAUAGUUUUUGUGUGUACAUUUUACAAAACAGCUCUUUGAAUCAUUAAAUCCAUAAAAUUUCAUGCGAUGGGUGUACUUGUCUCUAAGAAUAAAUAUAAUUGAAACCAUUUUCAAGUACAACUGCCUUUCGUCGUUAACUGUACAAAGUUAUUUUUUUAUCCUUUUAAUUUCUAUAAGAGUAGUUAAUCAAUAAAU
Styela clava is the source of this 2991-nucleotide messenger RNA. RefSeq lists its product as uncharacterized. Lineage: Eukaryota; Metazoa; Chordata; Ascidiacea; Stolidobranchia; Styelidae. The record is from RefSeq and is a predicted model, not a curated record.